Messenger RNA from Hemibagrus wyckioides, 3776 nucleotides. It is a transcript of the gene pak4, whose product is annotated as p21 protein (Cdc42/Rac)-activated kinase 4. The transcript is spliced from 10 exons. Gene Ontology annotation, cellular component: cytoplasm. Gene Ontology annotation, molecular function: ATP binding; protein serine/threonine kinase activity. Gene Ontology annotation, biological process: intracellular signal transduction; regulation of MAPK cascade; protein phosphorylation. The record is from RefSeq and is a predicted model, not a curated record. Lineage: Eukaryota; Metazoa; Chordata; Actinopteri; Siluriformes; Bagridae. The coding region runs from base 184 to 2079 and encodes 631 amino acids.
UCCAACAUGACUCCGGGGGAGGUCUUGUUGCCGAGGGGUUUGACUUUAGAUAAGCGCAUUUAACCAGUUUUACUAAACUUUCUAGUCGUCUCAAAGUUGUCAAAGCGCGCUCUGGGGAGUUGAUGGAGUUGGAAAUUUGACGGAAUCAACAUUACAUACCAGUUCUGAUGCUCUGCUGUAGCCAUGUUCACCAAGAAGAAGAAGCAGCGUAUUCAGAUCUCAGCUCCCUCCAACUUUGAGCACCGUGUGCACACUGACUUUGAUGAGCAGGAGCAGAAGUUUGUGGGGCUUCCUCGCCAAUGGCAGAGCCUCAUCGAAGACACAGCCAAAAGACCCAAACCCUUCAUCGAUGCCACAGUCAUUACCACUGUGGAGCCUCGCAAGGCUAUAGUGCGAGGCAGUAAAAUAGGGGUUGAUGGCUCUCUGACGUGGCUCCUGGAUGAGUUUGAAACCAUGUCAGUGAUCCGUUCAAACUCCCUGCGACGGGGCAGUCCUCCCACACAGCCUCGCAGUGACUCAAGCCCUUCUGGGAUGCAGGAGAAUGGAGAACACUCACACAGACACUAUGAGCAUGCAGGCGAGACUAGAGACAGAGAGAAAAUGCAGCCUGAUUCCCAGAGACCAGCUAAAGGCCACAGAGAAGAUGGGAGGCCAAUGCAGCCCCACGGCCAGGAGCCAAGCAGACACAAAGAGCAAGAACGACCCCCUGGACCUCCCGCCCCACCUCACAGAGAGCGAGACAGAGAUCGUGACCACAGCAACCCAGUGGUCUGGAGGGAAGUGGCCAGUGACAAACGGCCAAAAUCCAGCUACACAAAUCAGGACGAGAGCCCACAGUCCCCGCGAGACAAGAGACCUCUCUCUGGACCAAAUGUUCGAACCCCCAACCUGCCUGUUACAGAGGGGGUGAUGAAGACAGCACAGCAGACUCGGCCAUUUAACACUUACCCCCGCAGUGAAAGUGACUCAGCAAGAAACCCCAGCAGUCAGGACUUGAAACCAGGCAGGACUCAAGACCCGCCCCCGAAUGGCCCAUCCAGUGGGUCAAGCCGAAGUGGGAACAGUGGGGGUAAGGGCUCCUCCCAGCAGCAUCAUGCUUCUCACCCUGCUUUGGGUCCAGAUCCUCCCCACAACCAGCAAUUUCCACCAGCAUCUCGACCCCCUGCACCCCCUGGACCACCACAGCAACCUCAGCGUGUUUCUCAUGAGCAGUUCCGUGCUGCUCUCCAGAUGGUGGUGGAUCCUGGUGACCCUCGCACCUACCUGGAUCACUACAUAAAAAUUGGCGAGGGCUCUACUGGUAUUGUGUGUAUUGCAACAGUUAAGAGUACAGGCAAACUGGUGGCUGUGAAAAAAAUGGAUCUGCGCAAACAACAGCGGCGAGAGUUGCUCUUUAAUGAGGUUGUGAUCAUGCGAGACUAUCACCAUGAGAAUGUUGUGGACAUGUACAACAGUUACUUAGUUGGCGAUGAGCUCUGGGUUGUCAUGGAGUUUCUUGAAGGCGGAGCGCUCACUGACAUAGUCACACAUACUAGGAUGAAUGAAGAGCAGAUUGCCACAGUGUGCCUGUCUGUCCUUAAGGCUCUGUCAGUGCUGCACGCUCAGGGUGUCAUCCACAGAGACAUUAAAAGUGACUCUAUUCUACUUACUCAUGAUGGCAGAAUAAAGCUGUCUGACUUUGGCUUCUGUGCCCAAGUUUCAAAAGAGGUCCAGCGAAGGAAGUCGUUAGUUGGAACGCCAUAUUGGAUGGCACCUGAGCUCAUAUCAAGACUGCCAUAUGGACCAGAGGUGGACAUUUGGUCUCUUGGCAUUAUGGUAAUUGAAAUGGUCGAUGGAGAACCGCCAUAUUUUAAUGAACCGCCACUCAAAGCAAUGAAGAUGAUUCGAGACAACCUACCACCCAAACUGAAGAACCUUCACAAAGUUUCACCACUUCUUAAGGGUUUCCUGGACAGGAUGCUUGUUCGGGACCCUGCUCAGAGGGCCACAGCCCAGGAAUUGCUCAAGCAUCCAUUUCUCUCCAAAUCUGGCCCUCCUUCUUGUAUCGUUCCCCUCAUGAGGCAAAACCGCAUGAGAUGAGUGCAAGAGGGGCAUCCAUUCCACCAGGACCCUCUGCUUUUCUCAAAGCACAGAGCCUUUGAAGGAGGAGGCCUACAGAAAGUCGCAGCUCUGUUCACUUCAAGUUUCAGAUCAAGUGUUUGAAAAGACCAGACUUGCCUCCAAAUCCUAUAAACACUGCUGUUGGCUUGAGCUGAGGCAUUUGGAAAGGACUAAACCAAAAGAAGCCCUGCAAAGACAACACUGAUGAUUUUUACACUAGUUGAAUGAUCACUGGAAACAUGCCAUCUGAGAAUUCAGUGUUCCUCUUUUUCUUAGGAGGGAUUUUGGAGUAUUUUGCAGUUUAAACCAUCUCUCACUGGCUUUGUUUCUGGAUGAAGCAAUUAACCUCUGACUUAAAAUUGUUUAACAUCAGAAACUUUUUGGAGCUGCUGUUUCACCUCCCAUCAUGGAAGCAGUGCUCUGUUUCUAAACUCAAACUUCACCUCCUGCACCAUAACCACUUUCUGACUUCUGGUCAAUUUAAAGAGGAAAUUAACUACUGAAGAGCUAUAUUUUACUUUAUCAAAAGAGAGAGAAAAAACACUAGGCUCCUGUUACAACACUAGACUAGGUAAACACUGGAUGUGUACUCUUAAUUCAGACCCUUUCCACGUUGUUGGGUGUUUGAUUAUACAUAGUCCCAUGUAAUUUUAAUAGAUUUUUAAAAAUAUCUGUUCUAGGUUUGAAGCUGCACUCCUGUUCGUUUUUUUUUAAUCCAACAUCCAAAAAAUGCGUCUUCCCAUUAAAACAGAAUGAAAUGCUGUUAAGGGAUCUCUUUCCAUGUAGCUCAGCACCUCGACAUGCAUUAAGAUGUGAACUGUACACGUGAAGCAUUCUGGACUGUGUGAACUUAGGCUCGGGUGUCAGAUUAAGGCAGAGCAGGUGGUGCUUGUGAAGACUCUGGUAAUUAGAAGAUGAAUUGAAUCAGAAACACGUUGAUAAAUCAAAUUCUGUAGCACUCUAGUUCUGCUUCAGUCCCCUGUUACUAGGGCUAAGUUUGUUAGGGCUAAUUAACAAGGGACAUGAUCUCCAGCAGUUGUUACUUCCCUAAAUUUGAUUGUUCGACAGCUGUUGUCCCUGUGUCCUGCUGCAUAUAAACACUAACAAGACAUACAUAUGGUUAUGUAGCUGCGAGCUGGUAUGAACUUGUAUGUCCUAUUUCAGCACAGGGCUCUGUAAGUAGCUGUGCCUUUGUGCUCUAUUCCUGGAGCUGGGAGCACAUUAGCUUUUGCACCUAGACAGCAACCAAAGAUGUGACCCUCAGAGAGAGAGAGAACUGAGGGAAAGCUACUUUGCUUCACAAAGUGGCGGUUGCUUGUUCCUAUACACAUGCAAAGCCUUCGAGUUGAGGACUGGAUAGACCCUUAAAAGCAAAUUGAUCCGUUAGAAGACGAUUCUGAAGGUUGUGUAUGUCCUUUUUUGGGUGUAAGUGAUUUUCACAGCGUCAGAGGGUCAAUCUGAUGCCAUUUUUUUUAAACAUCUGAUGUAGAAAGUAGAAGGGCUUGAAGAAGUAGCAUUUUAUUGUACAUAAUUUGUGAGAUAUUUUUAAAUUCUUACCUGAUGCCUUAACAUCUCUCAUUCUAAUUGUAGUUACAAAUUCUUUAAAAUAAGAAAUCAACCCAUAUAUAGAUCUAGAGAAAUGUUUUUGUUUUUUUUGUUUUGUUUUUUUUAACUAA